AUGGCGCCCCAUACAGCCGCACUGCUGGCCCUUAGUCUGCUGGCUCUUGGGCCCUCCCCUGCUCUGGGUGGGGCCAACGAUGCGGAAGACUGUUGCCUGUCUGUGACGCAGCGCCCCAUCCCUGGGUACAUUGUGCGUGCCUUCCGCCACCUGCUCAUCAAGGAUGGCUGCAGAGUGCCUGCUGUGGUGUUCACCACACUGAGAGGUCGUCAGCUCUGUGCACCCCCAGACCAGCCCUGGGUGAACCGCAUCAUCCGGAGACUGCAGAAGAACUCUGCCAAGAACAAGCACCACAGCAGUUAA
This is a messenger RNA of Talpa occidentalis (Iberian mole), 303 nucleotides long. RefSeq names its product C-C motif chemokine 19-like. Gene Ontology annotation, molecular function: chemokine activity; CCR chemokine receptor binding. The record is from RefSeq and is a predicted model, not a curated record. The coding region runs from base 1 to 303 and encodes 100 amino acids. Lineage: Eukaryota; Metazoa; Chordata; Mammalia; Eulipotyphla; Talpidae. The transcript is spliced from 4 exons. Gene Ontology annotation, cellular component: extracellular region. Gene Ontology annotation, biological process: G protein-coupled receptor signaling pathway; cellular response to tumor necrosis factor; lymphocyte chemotaxis.